AUGGACCAAACAAAAUUCUGCUGUUCAUUCUGUUUGGAUCUACUGAAGGAUCCGGUGACUAUUCCCUGUGGACACAGCUACUGCAUGAACUGUAUUAAAAGCUUCUGGGAUGAAGAGGAAAAGAAGAAAAUCUACAGCUGCCCUCAGUGCAGACAGACUUUCACAGCGAGGCCUGUCCUGGAGAAAAACACCAUGUUAGCAGAUUUAGUGGAGGAGCUGAAGAAGACUGGACUCCAAGCUGCUCCUGCUGAUCACUGCUAUGCUGGACCUGAAGAUGUGACCUGUGAUGUCUGCACUGGAAGAAAAAUGAAAGCCUUCAAGUCCUGUUUAGUCUGUCUGGCAUCUUACUGUGAGAAACACCUUCAGCCUCAUUAUGAUGUGGCUCCAUUAAAGAAACACAAGCUGGUGGAGCCCUCCAAGAAGCUCCAGGAGAACAUCUGCUCUCGUCAUGAUGAGGUGAUGAAGAUGUUCUGCCGUACUGAUCAGCAGAGUAUCUGUUAUCUCUGCCCUGUGGAUGACCAUAAAGGCCACGACACAGUCUCAGCUGCAGCAGAAAGGACUGAGAGGCAGAGAGAGCUGGAGGUGAGUCGACAAAACAUCCAGCAGAGAAUCCAGGACAGAGAGAAAGAUGUGAAGCUGCUUCAACAGGAGGUGGAGGCCAUCAAUCAGUCUGCUGAUCAAACGGUGGAGGACAGUGAGAAGAUCUUCACUGAGCUUAUCCAUCUCAUCCAGAAAAGAAGCUCCGAUGUGAAGCAGCAGAUCAGAUCCCAGCAGGAAACUGAAGUGAGUCGAGUCAAAGAGCUUGAGGAGAAGCUGGAGCAGGAGAUCACUGAGCUGAAGAGGAAAGAUGCUGAGCUGAAGCAGCUAUUGAAGCAGCUCUCACACACAGAGGAUCACAUCCAGUUUCUACACAACUACCCCUCACUGUCAGCACUCAGUGAGUCUACAGACUCAUCCAGCAUCAAUAUCCGUCCUCUGAGCUACUUUGAGGAUGUGACAGCAGCUGUGUCAGAGGUCAGAGAUAAACUACAGGACAUUCUGAGAGAGGGAUGGACAAACAUCUCACUGACAGUCACUGAAGUGGAUGUUUUACUGUCAGAUCCACCAGAGCCAAAGACCAGAGAAGGAUUUUUAAAAUAUUCAUGUGAAAUCACACUGGAUCCAAACACAGCAAACUCACAUGUGUUAUUAUCAGUGAGGAACAGAAAAGCAAUAGCAGUAAAUGAAAAGCAUUUUUAUUCUCGUCAUUCAGACAGAUUUUAUGGAAGGUGUCAGGUUCUGAGUAGAGAGAGUCUGACUGGACGUUGUUACUGGGAGGUGGAGUGGAGAGGGGAAGGAGUUUAUGUAGCAGUUGCAUACAAGAGUAUCAGCAGAAAAGGGAGUGAAUCUAAAUUUGGACAUAAUGACAAAUCUUGGGCAUUAGAUUGUAACAACGACAGUUAUACAUUUCGGUACAACAACAUCCAAACUCCUGUCUCAGGUCCUCGUUCCUCCAGAGUAGGAGUGUACCUGGAUCACAGAGCAGGUAUUUUGUCCUUCUACAGCGUCUCUGAAACCAUGACUCUCCUCCACAGAGUCCAGACCACAUUCACUCAGCCGCUCUAUGCUGGACUGAAGCUUUACAAUUAUGCAGACACUGCUAAGUUGAUUAAAGUGAAAUAGACUGAAGUCUUUCAUAUUGUGGGUUUAAAUCUGUAUUUUAGUUUCAUUUUAUUUUCUCUCCAUCAUUUCUGCACAGAGAUCAGCUGUCAGUCAAACAUUAUGGGUGGUACCUCCACAUCUUCUAGUUGUUCUCUUGAUGUUUCUGAGUUUUUAAAGGAGAUCUUUUCUGUGACUGUUUAUGGAGGCUAUCACUGCUCAUCAUCAUUUUGAUUUACUCAAAUAUUUCUCCACAUGAAAAUGUAAACUUCUCUAUCCUCUAAAUGUUUCUGGAAUAUUUGUAUUGAAAAAUGUCGACAUUUCUCUUUAUGAGUAUGGCAGACCAUGUGUGUGUGUUUGUGUUUGUUUUUGUCAAAAUCAUCAA
This is a messenger RNA of Pelmatolapia mariae (spotted tilapia), 2023 nucleotides long. RefSeq names its product tripartite motif-containing protein 16-like. Lineage: Eukaryota; Metazoa; Chordata; Actinopteri; Cichliformes; Cichlidae. The coding region runs from base 1 to 1662 and encodes 553 amino acids. Gene Ontology annotation, molecular function: protein binding; zinc ion binding. The record is from RefSeq and is a predicted model, not a curated record. The transcript has a single exon.